Messenger RNA from Talaromyces stipitatus ATCC 10500, 1671 nucleotides. RefSeq names its product tetracycline-efflux transporter, putative. The record is from RefSeq and is a predicted model, not a curated record. The coding region runs from base 1 to 1671 and encodes 556 amino acids. NCBI's taxonomy places the organism in Eukaryota, Fungi, Ascomycota, Eurotiomycetes, Eurotiales, Trichocomaceae. The transcript is spliced from 8 exons. Gene Ontology annotation, cellular component: fungal-type vacuole membrane. Gene Ontology annotation, molecular function: basic amino acid transmembrane transporter activity. Gene Ontology annotation, biological process: basic amino acid transport; transmembrane transport.
AUGGCUUACGGGACGACCGAUUCACCUGGUGAGGAGCAAAGUCAGGGUAACAAUAUCCAAACUGCUCCUAAUGAUCAAACUGCUCAAGCGCGUGGCUCAGAAAGUCCCAGUCCAAACCAUGACGAGGAGAAUCCGCUGCUCGACUCGGACCAGACGAGUCAAAAAGUAGCCAGCAUCUCCAGUAUCAUCGCAGUGCUGUUGCUCGGCGAAUUUAUCUCCAAUGCAGAUGCCACAAUCAUCAUGGCGGCUGCAGGCCCCAUCGCAUCCCAAUUCAACCGGCUACACGAUGCCAAUUGGCUAUCCACGGCAUAUACAUUAGGAUCAUGUGCCUCACAGCCUAUAUAUGGUAAACUCAGCGACAUCUACGGCCGAAAGCCACUGUUACUGGUAUCUUACUUUUUGCUCGCGUUGGGCUGCGUUAUCUGCGGCAUUGGUCAGGUAAUGCCUAUAGUGAUCCUCGGCCGUAUCAUCAGUGGCAUGGGCGGAGCUGGCAUAAUGGCCAUGAGUGCAAUCAUCAUCACAGACAUCGUACCCAAAAGAGACGUUGCUUCCUGGAGAGCUUACGUGAACAUCGCCAUGACUCUUGGCCGGAGUGUCGGUGGCCCUAUUGGCGGAUGGCUCACAGACACUAUCGGAUGGCGCUGGCUCUUUCUUCUUCAAGCCCCGUUCCUAGGACUUGCAUCUCUUCUUGUAGUGAUAUUCCUACAGGGACUUCAUACUCAUAAGACUUCUGCGCAACCAGACAAGAAUAUCUCACCCAUUCGUCGAGUGGAUUUCCUCGGAACGGGGGUGCUAGCUGUUUCCAUCGUCGCAAUCAUAUUACUCUUCGACCGCGGAGGGCAGGCCUUCCUCUGGCUCUCGGGAUAUGCGUUAGGUCUUGCAUUAACUGGAAUAUUAGCGCUGACACUUUUUGUCUAUGUGGAGAACCACGUUGCCCCUGAACCUAUAUUUGAUUUACGCAUAUUCCGAGACCCUAACAUUAUACCUAGUUAUUUAAUCGGUGGCUUGCAGACAUCAGCCCAAGUUGGUAUGAUGUUUACUGUGCCACUGUAUUUCCAGGUCAUGACGGGCACUACCUCGACAGUUGCAGGUGCACAUUUGGUCCCAGCAGUUGUAGGAAAUACAAUAGGCGGAUUAUUGGCUGGAGCUUUCAUUCGGCGUACUGGCCGAUACAAACCUGUUCUCAUUGCAGCUGGUAUUGCCGCCUCUGUAUCGUAUGUACUACAAUUCUACCUCUGGAACGGGCAUACUGGAUUCUGGGGUUCGCUAUAUAUCGUCCCUGGCGGUAUGGGCACUGCCUUUGCAGCAGCCGCGGCAUUUGUGUCCAUGACAUCGUUUCUUGAACCAGUUGAUAUUGCAAUGGCCACGGGGGGAUAUAUCCUGUUCUCGACCUUUUCGGUGACUGCUGGUGUAACUGCGACCAACACUGUUCUGGGCAUCACUUUUAAGAGAGAUAUGGAGCAAGGGCUUAAAGGACUUCCUGACAAAGAAGAGAUCAUUCGUCGAGCAAUGUCCGAUACGUCCUACAUUGCCGGCUUAACGGGAAGGGUCCGGGAUAUCGUUCUUCAGAGCUAUCUUUCUGGUUUACGCGGCACAUAUAUCAUUUCAUUUGCCAGUUCCAUCGCGGGAUCUCUAAUUGCAUGGACUGUCCGAGAUUGCCAUCUUGACUAA